AUGAAACCAAGAAAUAUAAACAACUUGCUAACCAUUUGGUGCAUCUUAUUUUCCAUCUGUGAGUACGGCUACGUGAUGAGCCUCCGAAUCGGGCCUGGCAGAAGCUACAGUCAGAGCCACAAUCCUCAUCGGCAUGGGGAAAACGAAGUGGAAUUUGGAAAAAGUGGACACCUAAGAGACUUGAGAAAGCACGGAAACAUUUUAUGUAACAAUAUUUCUUCCAAUAGAAAAAACGAGGUUUCAUUUCUUAGUCAGAAAAAACAACUUGACGAUGAUGACAAUGACGAGUUGGGGGACCUGUACAACGGCGAUGAUGAUGACGCGUCUACCACUACGGGAGGCGGCUCUGUCAGGAGUGACGACGACGAUCUGGAGCCUUCCCACCAAAACGACGAGGAAGACGAAGAAGAGGGCGAGAACCAGCUAUCCACCAAGGACGACGCAGAGAGGAGUGGGACAGAGAAAGGACUCAAAAAGAAGCUCCAACUGACUACGCAGGAAAAACACAUAGAAGAUAAAAAAGAAAAGAACCAUAGUACCUUUAAGAAGUACCACUUCAAUGACGAUGAUGAAGAAGAGGCCAGAAAAAGAUCCUCAAGAAAAAGUAAAUCCCUGGACGAGGCCUCCCUAGAUAGCGAUAAUGACGAAAAUGGCGAUGGUGACAAAGAUGAUGAUAGCGAGGGAGAUAAAACGCAAUCCAACACUAGAGACGCGAUGAAGAAGGAAUUGGACGUGUUUCCAGGCUUAUACUUUGCAGGCAUCGGGUAUGACUCCCUCUUUGGAAAUCCCUUGGGGGAAGCAGACUCUUUGACGGACCCUGGUUAUAGGGGACAGAUUAUAUUGAUGAGCUGGGCUCUUAGCAACGAAGGAGUUGCUAACGACUUGUCCACUUUGCAACCCUUGAAUGCAUGGGUGCGAAAGGAAAACGCCUGCAGUAGAGCAGAAUCGAUAGAAGAAUGCAGCAGCGUUGCGGACUACACCAGAAACCUGAGUGUGGAGGCGAGCGUGUCGGGGAGCUACAUGGGAUUCGGGGCCUUCUCGGCGUCCACCGGGUAUAAGAGCUUCCUCCAGGAGACAGCCAAGCGAACCAGCAAGACGUAUUUGGUCAAGUCAAACUGCGUGAAGUACACGGUUGGCUUGCCUCCCUACGUGCAAUGGAAAGUAACCACCGCCUUCAAAAACGCAGUGGAGGGACUCCCAUCCCAUUUCAGAGGCCUAGAAGAAGACAGCGAAUGCCCGUCGAAUGUCUACGAGCAGAAGAAAACGUCCCAGGAGUGCGAAGAUGUGCGCACGUGGAUUACAUUCUUCAGCACGUAUGGCACUCAUGUCAUUAUGGAAGCACAGCUGGGUGGCAAAAUCACAAAAAUCAUCCGCGUGGAAAAGUCCUCGAUGAACAAAAUGCAACAGGACGGAGUCAGCGUGAAGGCGGCAAUACAGGCACAGUUUGGCUUUGCCAGCGUAGGCGGGUCCACAAGCGUCAGUUCUGAUAACUCGUCCAAAAAGAACGAAGAGAGUUACCAGAUGAGGGAAGAGCUAGUUGUGAUUGGAGGAAACCCAAUCAAGGAUGUAACGAAGGAAGAGAAUUUAUACGAAUGGUCCAAAACUGUAUCCACCCAUCCGAUGCCAAUAAACAUAAAGCUGGUAGCGAUUUCGGCCCUGUUCGAGACGGAAGAUUUGAAGAACUCCUACGAGCAAGCUCUCCUUUACUACACCAGGCUGUAUGGCUUUUCCCCCCACGACACCAUGCAGAAGGACGAGAAGGACAUAGUUAAGAUUCUGACCGGUUCGACAACAGUCACCAACAGUGGCCCACCCCCCAUAAGCGCAGAAUGCCCACACGGCAUGGUGGUCUUAUUUGGCUUUGCAACCAAGCAGAAUUUCUGGGACAAUACGAACAAAUUGAAGGGAUACGAUAUAGAGAUCUGUGAAUCUGGCUUGAGUAGCUGCACGUCGAAACAGGGAAGUACAAACAAGUAUGAUGUGGCCUACAUAUAUAUCGAAUGUGGCCUCCAAGCUUUACCAUUCACAGAUCAGGUGGUCAGCGUAAGUAGCACGACUUACAACGAAUUGAAAUGUCCAAAUGGUUACUCUCUUUUGUUUGGAUUUGGAAUGGCUACUUCUUCUGGCAGGCACCAAUCAGCUCUCCACACGUAUUUCACGGCCUGCCGACCAGGCAUGAAAAGCUGCUCCCUAAACAUGAACAAUAGCGAUGACAAGAGCUACUUAUAUCUAUUCUGUGUAGACGCAACCAUAUGGACGGGAUUGAAUGACCUGUCGCUGAUCGCCAAGGAUGAUUUACACACCGCUGUUAACAAGUACAAGCAAUUUAAUGAUGGUCAAUUAGUCGUUACAUGUCCUUCAGAAGGAACCAUAUUGACGGGAUUUUAUGGUGAGACGCAUACCUCCAGUCCUUAUGUGUCUGCCCCCUUUGGCAGAUGUGACAAGAGUUUAAAGGCCUGUUCAGUGCAUGGGUGCGGCCAGGGAAUCGGCAUUCACAACUACAGGACGGUGUUCGUCGUGGCGUUGUGCAAGAAUAACUAG
Molecule: messenger RNA, 2541 nt
Organism: Plasmodium inui San Antonio 1
Lineage: Eukaryota; Apicomplexa; Aconoidasida; Haemosporida; Plasmodiidae
Exons: 8
Coding region: 1-2541 (846 amino acids)
Cellular component (GO): membrane
Molecular function (GO): wide pore channel activity
Source: RefSeq, a predicted model, not a curated record